Messenger RNA from Cephus cinctus (wheat stem sawfly), 467 nucleotides. RefSeq names its product 60S ribosomal protein L29-1 (gene RpL29). Gene Ontology annotation, molecular function: structural constituent of ribosome. Gene Ontology annotation, cellular component: ribosome; cytosolic large ribosomal subunit. Gene Ontology annotation, biological process: cytoplasmic translation. The transcript has 4 exons. Bases 179 to 394 code for a protein of 71 amino acids. The record is from RefSeq and is a predicted model, not a curated record. Lineage: Eukaryota; Metazoa; Arthropoda; Insecta; Hymenoptera; Cephidae.
CACCAAAAACAGGCCCCCUGGCAAUCUCCCUACUCAUCUCUGGUUUAUGCAUUGAAUCGCGUCUAGGAAAACGGGCGUUAAUCGCUUCUCAUGUUCUUCAAUGUGAAUAAGCCUUGUGAGCUCUGAGUUUCUCUUUUAAUCGUACGUGUCUUUUUCCGAUAGGCAAUAACGGUAAAAGAUGGCAAAGUCUAAAAAUCACACGAAUCACAAUCAAAGUCGCAAGGCUCAUCGCAACGGAAUCAAAAAACCAAAGCGAUACAGGCACGAAUCUACUCUGGGUAUGGACUUAAAGUUUCUUCGUAAUCAACGUUUCGCGAAGAAACACAAUCUAAAGCCAAAAGCCCAAUUGAAGAAGGCAGCCGAACGCAAAGCAAGCCGCGAUGCUAAAAAAUGAAUUGUAAUAUAUAAGGUGCCAGACCUUUAGAAUAGAAAUUAAGAUUUCUAUUAAAAUGCUUAAAAAAUACAUA